GCGAUUCGUUCCACCUUCCACACACUCAAGAUCUGGCAAGUGCUCGACCAUCGCUGCGGCGUUAAUGAAAGCAGUUGGUCAAACAACGGCGUUUACACUGGAGCGCUGAAAAACGACAAGGGGUGCUCCGGUUAAGCGCGGCAUCAUCUUGACCAGACAGCGCAGGGAUCAUUUGCUUCAGUCUCUAAAGAAACAUUUUGUUUCGAGAGAGGGUGCAAUUUGACACUACUUACACGCUGCAGCCGCCAUCAGUCCCUCCUAAUCAUCUUUAAUCGAAGCAAAAUGGUGCAAAAGAAGAUCACCGAAGUCACUGGAUUCCAUCGUUCUUUCAAGGGCCAAAAUCCAUUUGAGGGUGAUGAAUUCACAAAAAAUGGUUCCCUCCUUAAUUCAGACUUCAAUUUUGAUUCAUCGAAUAGACAUGAUAUUCCCUCCAGCCAGCCUAUUGACAUCCCCGAUGCCAAGAAGAGAAAUAAGAAAAAAAAGCGUUGCAGGGCAACUGACAGCUUCUCUGGCCGAUUUGAGGAUGUCUACAGACUGCAGGCAGAGGUUCUUGGAGAGGGGGCUUAUGCAAGAGUACAGACAUGCAUCAACCUCAUCACCAAUAAAGAAUAUGCUGUGAAGAUCAUUGAGAAGAGACCCGGUCACAGCCGCAGUCGCGUCUUCAGGGAGGUGGAGAUGCUGUACCAGUGCCAGGGUCACAGAAACAUCCUGGAGCUGGUGGAGUUCUUUGAGGAGGAAGACAAGUUUUACUUGGUGUUUGAAAUGCUCAGAGGAGGUUCAGUCCUGGCUCACAUCCACAGGAGACUAUACUUCAGCGAGCAGGAGGCCUGUGUUGUGGUGCAGGACAUCGCCAGUGCUCUGGAUUUCCUGCAUAACAAAGGAAUGGCACAUAGAGAUCUGAAGCCGGAGAACAUCUUAUGUGAGCAUGCGGACAAAAUCUCGCCUGUGAAGAUCUGUGACUUUGACCUGGGUAGUGGGAUCAAGCUGAACAGCGACAGCUCUCCCAUUUCCACCCCCGAGCUCCUCACUCCAUGUGGCUCGGCAGAGUACAUGGCCCCUGAGGUGGUGGAGGCCUUCAGCGAGGAGGCCACCAACUAUGACAAGCGCUGUGACCUGUGGAGCCUGGGGGUCAUCCUCUACAUCCUGCUGAGCGGCUACCCGCCCUUCGUGGGCCGCUGCGGCAGCGACUGUGGCUGGGAUAUGGGAGAACCCUGCCACACAUGCCAGAACACGUUGUUUGAGAGUAUCCAGGAAGGGAAGUAUGAGUUUCCAGAAAAAGACUGGGCUCACAUCUCCUCAAGUGCCAAAGACCUGAUCUCCAAACUUCUUGUUCGAGAUGCCAAGAACCGCCUGAGUGCCGGCCAGGUUCUGCAGCACCCCUGGGUGCAGGGGGGAUUCUCUGACACACUGCCAACAUCCAUCCUACCUCAAAGGAACAGUGCCAAGGACCUGACGUUCUUUGCUGGCAAGGCGGUGGCCAUGAACCGACAGCUGGCUGAGCAGGCUGUGAUGGAGGAGCAGCAGCAGCUUGACGAGGCUCCCAUGGUCAUCACAGCCAGUUCUACUUCCAUACGCCUCUCCCCUCCAUCCAACUCCAAGCUGGCCAAGCGCAGGCAGAGCCUGCUGAAGACGGGGCCCGUCUCUGCCUCCGAGCUCUGCCAGCUCCUCGCCCCCCUCGUCAUCACGUCAUCUGCCUGAACCACCGCCUUUGACCAUCCCUACACCGAUUCAGAUCUCCAGGAGACCGCUCAGCCUGGCCUCUCUGCCUCUACUUGACCCCAACUCCUCAGCCACACUCACUGACUGCAGGCAUGCCCACCUCUUUAACAGGAGAGACUGCUGCCAUGCCUGUCUCUCAAAUUGUAUUUCGGAGUGCAGAGCCCGCAGACCGAACGCACACAUCCCCAAAAUUCCUGACCAACGCCGCGUACGCAUCCUCUAUUAAUUGAAAUGUGUUGACAGUUGGAGAAAUGGCUUGAGCCGUGCUGAGAAUUAGAAAAGUAGAACACUGCUGUGCGUAUACAUUUUGGACUCUGAAAAAUGCUUAACUGCCUUCUGCCCCACAGCAGCACUUGUAAAGCACAUUAGCCAGGGCCUGCAUACACGACACGUCCAGGCUGAGGGGCUACUGGGUCUUCUAGGGAUUUGGGGGGAGGGGUGGGGGCGGCGGUGGGCUCUUCAAACUGUUUUUAUUUAGUUGAGUCUGUGGCAGAACGUAUGAACCAAGCUCCAACGCCAAAGGACUACCUGUUGUGCUGCUUCCACAUGUUACAACUGGAUCCACUGUGAAUUAAGUUUCUGGUUUAUGUUCUCCAUGUCUGUGAAUGCCCCAUUAGCAGAUGCAUACACGCUUAUGCAAUAGCCAACAUGAAGGGUUUUACAUGUGGAGGGAUUCAGUGGAAAGAGUUCAGAAGGGUGGAAGCCAAUGCUGUCAGUGUCUGGUGCAGUCCGUUGUUUGGAUAAAUUCCUCUUCAUCUGAGCCUCCUCUGUAGAAGGUCUAAGCCCACAGUACAAAAGCUUGUGGCUGUGCCCAUGAGCCUCUAGUACCAGAGAAUGUAUCUAUAACCAGCCCUUAUUACGCUACAAUGCCUACCAAUGCAGUUUCAUAGAUGAAAUGAAUUAUGCCAAACUACCAAUCGCCAUGCAUCAUUCAAUAUUCAUCUACAUUUUCUGUUUUCAGGGAAUUCCUCCAGAAUAUCUACAAUGCAAUAGGGGUUGAGUUAAAUGUGUUUUGCCUGCCUCCGCAACAGUUGCUUUAUGCACCAACCUAAAGUUCUUGGCACAUGCAACUCAUUUGAUACCAGAUAAUGUGAACUUGAUUGGCCUGAUGCUACACUCAAUAAACAUGGAGCAAAAAAAUUGCAAAUUUGGUUACCCAUACCAAAGCCUCCCAUGCCAAAUGGUGUACUAAGUUAGUGUUGUCAUCAAACCAUAAGAUGUAUUAAUGUAAACAUAUUUUAGUUAUUUGACUGCUGUGUAGUGUAAAGUAAUUUUAUGCCAUGGCUGGCAUAAUAAUCUGUCAAGUUUAGAGGGGUUAGAAAUUUUUAAUGUUUUAGUCAUUUAGAAAUGCAAAUUUUAGCCGACGUGACUUAGCUAAUGAAUUGGGAUUUGUUCAGGGUUUAAUCAGGCUUUUCCGUUAAGAGGUUAACCUGCUAUUGACCUCUGACCUCUGUGACACCCUCAGGAGACAAUGGAAAAGGCUAUUAAAAAUGGAAAAGCAUUCCAGAAAAAAAGUAUUCAGAGGACAUGUAGCUGUAUUAAUUUGUUAUAAAAAGUUAACUAUUUUAUGUUUAACUCCAUGUUAAUGUUUAACUGUCAUGGAUGAUUUAAUUUUUUAUGUCAACCUCAUGCAGGUGCUGUUCAGGUGGAACACCAGAUGUUGUGUUCCAUUUUUUUAAGAUUCCUUUUUUAAAGUUUUUUUUUUAGUGUGAGAUUGGGAAAGUUAGUUUUUUUUUGUAUCUGUAGCUAAAUGAAUGCCCAGUGAAGGUUUUUUUCUUUUUAUGUUAUUUUGUAUGUGAAAAUGUUGGCAACAAUCUGUUUUGAAACAAGUUUGGCUCUUUUAUGAAAUUGACAAAUUAUAUUACAGUGAUGGGUUCUCAAGACACUGUAGCCAAUGCCAAAGAGGGUAAAAGUCAUAAACAAGUGACAAUGCGCGUUCUCAUCACCAAGGCGUAAAAUGACAACUCAUGAAUGUCCAUGUAGUGUUACCAGCACUGCAGUUUGGUACUCUUGGAAUAUAUGGCUCCCUUGGUGUCAAAAGGCCCAUUAUGCCGAUAAUGGGACACUGAUUGUAAUCUUUUUAAGAAUCCUUUCUACCUAUGUAUGUUUCUGGGUUUUUAUGUCUUAUAGUAAGACUUACUUGAAUUUGUAUGCAGCUGUUUUCUUCUUUGUUUGGGAAACGACCUUGCUAUCAAGAAUCUGAACAAAAGCAUUAAGCUGAGUAAGGCAACAUUUUGGGUUGUGAAAAUGCCUUUCUCUUAAGUAUCAGAAGUUUCUCCCUAUGUUUUGUUAGGGUUGGGAUUCUCAGAUUUGCACAAAAAUGUAGUACUCUUAUAUCUACGGUGUGUUUCCUUGGUCAUAACCAUUUCUACUUAUGCAGUAGUUUUGGACUGCUUUUUAUUUGGAGAGAAUUGCUAGAAAUCCCUAGCCUCUUAUUUUUUACGUUGCAAGAUCUUUUUGAAACGACGUGUAAAAUGAGAAACAUUCAACUGGACAGUCAUAAUCCACUUCCCCACUAUUUGAAUGGAGCCCACAGGCAAUUCAUUUAAGAGUUAACAAUAACGUUGAAACAUUUUGUAUAAAUAUUUCUGUUUGAGUGAGGUAAUGUAAUAGCUUUUCUACUUGGUUCUCUACUCAAGCCUUGAGCCUGCUCUUCUCUUCGGAGUUGUUGCCACUUGUUUUUAACACUGUAUUUUCUCUCAGCCCAAAAUAUUAAGUUUUAUUUUUAUCAUACUUCUGAGACAAACAUUGAAUUUAAAUAAGCACUUUACUGUAAUGUGACUGAUUGCAGUUCACGCAAAGAAACAUGACUUGCAGAAUUUUGUAUUGUUUUUUUCUAAAUACAAUAAAAAUGCUUUGAACAUAA
Coregonus clupeaformis (lake whitefish) is the source of this 4585-nucleotide messenger RNA. Its product is annotated as MAP kinase-interacting serine/threonine-protein kinase 2-like. Gene Ontology annotation, cellular component: cytoplasm; nucleus. The record is from RefSeq and is a predicted model, not a curated record. Gene Ontology annotation, molecular function: calcium/calmodulin-dependent protein kinase activity; ATP binding; calcium-dependent protein serine/threonine kinase activity. The transcript is spliced from 14 exons. Gene Ontology annotation, biological process: protein autophosphorylation; peptidyl-serine phosphorylation; intracellular signal transduction. The coding region runs from base 283 to 1698 and encodes 471 amino acids. Lineage: Eukaryota; Metazoa; Chordata; Actinopteri; Salmoniformes; Salmonidae.